AUGUCGGGUUUCGGAGAACGACUCAGCCAGCGGCAAAAGGCCUUCAAGAAGGGGGUUGAUGCCGAUGAUGCACGGCGGAAAAGAGAAGAUGCUGCAGUGCAGCUUCGCAAGCAGACCAGGGACGAGGCGUUGAUGAAGAAGCGGAUGGUGAAUGACAUACCUUCCGGACAAAUGCCUGACCCCAUGGCCAUGGCACAGAUGACGGGCAUGGCCACAGUUCCCAGCAACUGUGCCGUGGAGCAGAUCCCAGCCUUAAGCCAGGCGUUGAUGUCGGACGACCCACAGGCGCAGUUCAAUGCCACCCAGCAGUUUCGGAAGCUGCUCAGCAUCGAGCAGAACCCUCCCAUCUCGGAGGUCAUUAGUGCUGGCGUGGUGCCACGCUUCGUGCAGUUCUUGAAGGAGAUCAACCGGCCCGACCUGCAGUUCGAAGCUGCCUGGGUGCUGACCAAUAUCGCCUCGGGGAACGCAGACCAAACCCGCGUGGUUGUAGAGCAGGGGGCACUUCCGAUCUUUGUGCAGCUUUUGCAGUCCCCCAACGACGACGUGCGGGAGCAGGCGGUCUGGGCGCUGGGCAACAUCGCAGGCGACUCGCCCAACUUUAGAGACCUGGUGCUGCAGAGCGGAGGCCUUCACCCUGUGAUGACCGUCUUGCGAGAGUCGGAGAAGACCUCGAUGAUGCGCAACGCCACCUGGACCCUGUCCAACCUGUGUCGUGGCAAGCCUCCGCCGCCCUUCGAAUGGGUGUCGCCCGCGCUGGGCACCUUGGCGAACCUCAUCUACUCCUGUGACUGCGAGGUCCUGACCGAUGCUUGCUGGGCCCUCUCCUACCUUUCGGACGGCCCUAACGAGCGCAUCACAGCGGUCAUCCAGGCUGGGGUUUGCCGCCGGCUGGUGGAGCUCCUGCUCCACACGUCUCCGCUGGUGCAGACACCCGCGCUGCGGGCUGUGGGCAACAUCGUCACUGGCGACGACAACCAGACCCAGGUGAUUCUGCAGAGUGGCGCAUUGCCGUCGCUCCUCAAGCUCCUUGCCCAUGCGAAGAAGGCAGACAAGAACGUGCACAUUCACGGAGUGGAAAUGAAAACAUGUGCUGCCCGUGCAAUUCGAAAGGAGAGCUGCUGGACCAUUUCCAACAUCACAGCAGGGAACCGCGAGCAGAUCCAGGAAGUCAUCAACAACGGUCUCCUCCCACCCGUCAUCCACUUGCUGCAGACGGCAGAUUUUGACAUCAAGAAGGAGGCAGCUUGGGCAAUCAGCAACGCAACCUCUGGUGGAUCUCCACAGCAGGUGGAAUAUCUGGUGGAGACGAACUGCAUCAAACCUCUGGUUGACCUGCUUGUUGUCUCAGACGCCAAGAUCAUUGGUGUGGCCCUGGAAGCGCUGGAGAACAUCCUGAAGGUCGGAAAGGACAAACAGCAGAAGCUGGGAUUGGCGGAGAACCCAUUCGCGGCGAAGAUCGAGCAGGCCGACGGCUUGCCCAAAAUUGAGAACCUUCAGGAGGAUCCCAACGAGGAAGUGUACCAGAAAGCCAUGAAGAUUCUGGAGAAGUAUUUUCCGCUGGAGGACGAAGACGCAGACAUCGGCGAAGAUGCUUCGGGCUUGGCGUUGCAUGUCUUGCGCACGUCGUCCGAGGCAGGUGACGUGUAUGAUGGCUUCGACACGGGCUCGGGCUCGUGCCAAAGAGAUCACAUGGAGCGGCUCCGGGAGCUUGAGCGCUUUAACCUUUCCGAGAUCGCCCGUACUUUAGUCCAUUAUGCCGCAGUAUGCCAUGGCAAAACCAUACUAACCAGUUCCUAA
This is a messenger RNA of Symbiodinium natans, 1797 nucleotides long. The record is from the annotation of a GenBank genome assembly. Lineage: Eukaryota; Dinophyceae; Suessiales; Symbiodiniaceae.